AUGAUGAUCUGGCCGUAUGUACUCACCGAGAGUGCAUCACCCAGAGUGCCGUCUGCAGAUGGUGCUUCUUUGCCUGCAGGUCAGGGAGAAAAGCAACAGCAUGUGGUUAAGCGGUCGAUGCAGAACUGUGAAAGCGCAUAUGACAACUACUGUUUGAACAACGGCCAGUGCAUACUGCUUGUGGACAUCAAUGAACACCACUGCAAGUGUGAGACAGGCUUCAUUGGUUCCAGGUGUGAGAAACUGGAACUUGUUUUGGGGCCAGAAGGUGAAAAGCAAAUAAUUAUCAUCAUUUUCUUCAUGAUUCUGCUGAUUAUUGGAUUGGCUGGAGCUCUGUACUUUUUCUGCAGAUGGUAUAAGAAGAAUAGUUUUCGACGUCAGCUGAAGCGGCAGGGUUACAAAGGAGUCGAGAUGGCUUAG
Messenger RNA from Pelmatolapia mariae (spotted tilapia), 420 nucleotides. Its product is annotated as proepiregulin-like. Bases 1 to 420 code for a protein of 139 amino acids. Gene Ontology annotation, biological process: positive regulation of mitotic nuclear division; positive regulation of cell population proliferation; epidermal growth factor receptor signaling pathway. The transcript is spliced from 4 exons. The record is from RefSeq and is a predicted model, not a curated record. Gene Ontology annotation, molecular function: growth factor activity; epidermal growth factor receptor binding. NCBI's taxonomy places the organism in Eukaryota, Metazoa, Chordata, Actinopteri, Cichliformes, Cichlidae.